Molecule: messenger RNA, 444 nt
Organism: Nematocida ausubeli
Lineage: Eukaryota; Fungi; Microsporidia
Exons: 1
Coding region: 1-444 (147 amino acids)
Source: RefSeq, a predicted model, not a curated record
AUGACAGAGAAAUAUGCUCCAAAGACAAAAGCACCAAGCAAAGACAACUGUGUGUAUGACAGACUGUUUAAGCCUACUAGCACUGUAACAAGAAUAGACACUAUGACCUUGAUGAAGAGUACAGAACAAAUUAUGAGUAUGUAUAAGGUCUUUCCAUUUGCAAACAGUACAGAGCUUCCUGCUUACGCAUCUGUUCUUAGAUACAGCAGGGAAGCCAAAGAGUUUUCUACUUAUCAGUUGAAAGACUACAGUAACUCUGUGAAGUGUGUGAUUCUCUCUCUUUUCUGCUGCCUGCCAUAUGACCCUGCAGAGGGAAGUUAUGGGACAGAACACAUAGGAGAUGUUUCUCCUAAUUUAAAAGAAUUCUUCUAUUUGGAGAACCAGCCAUUUGACACAACAAAGGCUAAGUCCAGAUGGAGUGGUGCAAAGUCGUUGCAGACCUAA